Messenger RNA from Ostrinia nubilalis (European corn borer), 2587 nucleotides. RefSeq names its product homeobox protein Meis2-like. Gene Ontology annotation, biological process: regulation of transcription by RNA polymerase II. The transcript has 5 exons. Gene Ontology annotation, molecular function: RNA polymerase II cis-regulatory region sequence-specific DNA binding. Bases 1558 to 2571 code for a protein of 337 amino acids. The record is from RefSeq and is a predicted model, not a curated record. NCBI's taxonomy places the organism in Eukaryota, Metazoa, Arthropoda, Insecta, Lepidoptera, Crambidae.
GACUGCCUUGGCUCUCUUUAAACGAACGUAAUUUCAUCGGGAACAUUACAAUGAGUUUAGGUAACUAACGAAACAGGAUGGACUAUUACGCGUUAAUUUAGUUAUUGAUAAGUUGUUUAACUUACGUAAACUAAGUAUUAAAUAAAUUAGUCGCUAUGAGAGAUACGAAGAUUUAAAACUUAGAGGUAGGGCAAUCCAUACAGCGAUAUCGUUUUGCUGAUUCUGAAUUAAGCGCGCGGAAAUCUUUUUGUGGCGAAAUAAUUUAGCAUUUUUCUAUUGUUUGGGGGAACAGCUAUAAUAUAAAAAUAAAAAGGUAAUAGGCAGGAAUUGAUCAUUACUUAUAUGUAUUAAAUUAUCUGUGCUUAUGUGGUGUUACAAGGCGUAGUGAUUCUCCAUGACUCGGUGGCGUCAAGGGAAAUUUAACGAAAUUGUUUCCUUCAUUGACUAAUUGAAAUUGUUAUUUUCAUGAACUACUUUCGUAAGGCUCACGGUAUUGUGACACAGAAAUUAUUGAACUAUGUAAAUGAGGUUGCCUAAGAGAAAGGAAGCCAAACUUUCUCCUAAGUUACUCUGAAAGUAUUUACUGAAAUGGUAUAGCAUAACAGAUUGAUUUUGGCAUUUAAAGUAAUUAACUACUGUCCAAAAGCAAUUUACUGGUGUCUGUAGAUAUUUGAGGGUAACUGAGUGCCGGUUGUUGUUGUAUGUAAGCCCCCGCAUAAUAAAAUGUCGGUUAUUAUUAACGUGGCCUUCGAUAAAAAUGAUUUUACGGCCUAUUCGCUCAGCACUCUUCAUUGUAUCUAUUACUUUUAUAUUUUAACGCAUUUUUAAGUCUUAGCACCGACAGCGCCCCCUAUAUUCUCUCUCGACUUGCAUCACAUUUAAUAAACAACAUUUGCAUUAUGUACCUAAAAGUUCUGAUACUUACAACUUUGUAAUAAUUCACAUGCGAAUGCGACUGUUAAAUUAGACCUUUUUUGUUUAUUGUAAUUUUACAUACUUUUAACUGUAUUAUAACUCGCUGUAUUCUUGGUUAUUUAAAGUGAUAAUGUUAUUAUUUAUUGAUGUAUUACGGAAUGUAAAAAAUAUAUUCUUUAGUACCUACUAUGUAUUUCAAUCUCUUAAAAAGUGUUAUUGUGUUGUUUGUACCUGUAAAUAUUCAAGGAAUCAUCAUCAGAUUCAUCAACUUGAAUAAAAAGCAUGGGAGGUUAAUACCUCAUUUCAAAUUGUUGCUGGCCACUUACGCAUUUUUUUUUCAAAUUUCAAAAAUUCAAUCAUCGUAACAAAUGACAUACGUCGUUGUCAAUUGUCGCAAAAGCGUAUCGAUUUUUAGAACAAGGGCGGUUCAUUUUAAAAAACGACGCCCUAGAUUCAUCAUCUUUCUCUUGAAUUCAAUGUUGGUUUGCGUAAUUUCUACCCUUUUGGUUUAGUUAUGUCAUUUAUCAAAUUGUAUUGACGACUGCUAUUAUUGGCAGCCAAUGUCAAAAGCGAGUGCGCGGGAAUUAAACUUCAGCUACUCUGAGUAAAUUCGCCACGCUGCGUAGAUCCGUGAUCAAAGUUAUGAAGAUCAAACUGCCGCGCGAUCGAUUCCCGUCGACAUCAUCGACGGACGAAAACGAAAGCGGCAACGACUGGGAGUCCGACCCCAUGCGCCAUCCGCAGCAGCAUCCCCUCUCGCACCCACAUGCCCUCCCCGGUCACCCAGGUCACCCCGGCCACCCGGGUCAUCCAGGCCAUCCGGGCCACCCGGGUCACCCAGGCCAUCCCGGCCACCCGGGUCAUCCAGCCAUGAUGCAUCCGCGCCACCCGCCGCCCCCGCAGGCUAUUCUAGCGGGAUCGGUGCGCAAACGCCGCGGGAACCUGCCCAAACACUCUGUGAAGAUCCUCAAGCGCUGGCUCUACGAUCAUCGGUACAACGCCUACCCUAGCGAUGCUGAGAAACUCGCUCUCAGCCAAGAAGCCAAUCUGACUGUUUUGCAGGUGUGCAACUGGUUCAUAAACGCUCGCCGCCGCAUUCUGCCCGAGAUGAUCCGGCGGGAGGGGCACGACCCCCUGCACUACACGAUCUCGCGGCGCGGCCGCAAGCAGCCGGGGGCCAUCGGCGUGGGGCCCAUGGUGGGGCUGCCGGGGGCCUCGACCUCGGGUAUGGCCCUGGGGCCGGGGGCCAGCGUGACUGUCACGUCCUGGGAUGGAGUUGUAGUCGAGAACGAGCCGGGAGUCCGCAACGAGUACGGCGACGGUUUGCUCGUGUACCGCAGCGGCGACGAGCUGGCCGAGCCCGAGGAGGGCUACUCCAGCGCCAUCAGCGAAGAGGAGGUCAAGUACGACCCCUCCGUGUGGCAGUCCGUCAUCCGCUACGCGCCUGACGACAGGGACUUCCACCCCGCUUCUAGAGGAACAGCGGCGGUGGUUACAGUUUCGACGACGGAGGCGCCGACUGAGUGGGCCCCGCCGCCGCGUCCGCGCCGCAUGCAGGUGAGCCCCCCGCCCGCGCCCGCGCCCCCCGUGGCCCUCGAGCUCGAGGUGGCUGCCACCGACGUCUGGUGCCACACCUACACGCACCGCGCCGAGUGACCGCGCGGUAACUGGC